UUAUUGCACGCUCAGUGCGCCCAUUCUCAUAAAAUUGGGGAAAAAACAUGUAGCACUACAAAAAGACUUUUUACAACGUUUAAAAAAGAGAAUGACUGACACAGAGGCCAAGGUUCAUUUUCGAGUCAUCCGAUUUAUUCAUGAAGCUGGGUUGCGACUCCAGAUGACGUCAGUUCCACUGGCUACAGCCUCUGUUAUCUACCACAAGUUCUUCCGAGAGAACUCCCUUCAACAAUAUGAUCCAUAUCUGAUUGCAACCACAGCCUUAUAUGUAGCUGGGAAGGCGGAGGAACAGCAUAUUAAACUAAGGGACAUUGUCAAUGUCUGUUACAGGGCUUUACAUCGCAGUAAACCCCCGCUGGAGAUGGGGGAGGCCUUCUGGUCUCUGAGAGACACCGUGGCCAACUGUGAGCUGUUUGUGCUGAGAAUGCUGCAGUUUAAGAUUUCUUAUCAACACCCACACAAGUAUCUUCUUCAUUAUCUCAAGUUCCUCAAGGACUGGUUUGAACCCUACAAAUGGGAGACAACUCCUAUAGCCCGUACUGCCUGGACAUUUUUGAAGGACAGUUAUCAUGGGAACUUGUGUCUGCGUCACAAGCCCCAGCACAUUGCGGUGGGGUUAAUCUACAUGGCGCUGCAAUGUCACGGCAUUGAGGUGCCGCUUCAGAGUAAUGUCGCCGUCCCCUGGUGGAAGGUCCUCACUGAUGACAUCACAGAUGACAUCAUUAAAGACAUCAUAGAAGUUGUUAUAUGGACAUAUGACUUAGAAACUAUGGCAACGACGUGAGAUUCGCAUGGUGUGUGUAAAUUGGAAAUUUCAAAACCAGUGGUUAAUGAUUUUACAAACUUUUCAGAUGGUUCACAAUGCCUUCAUGCAAUAUCAUUGCAUUGUAUUUAAAAGAACUUUUGUAUCAAAACAUUUUAUAAAGAUCUUUUUAUUAUAAGUUUUUUUCCUGAAAUAUGGAAAUACAUGUAUCAUUAUGUGAAAUGUUGUUCAAACUUGUAAAUUGUUUUUAAAAAAUGUUGACAUGGAAUGAAAACAUUUAUUUAAUUAGU
Saccostrea cuccullata (small rock oyster) is the source of this 1056-nucleotide messenger RNA. Its product is annotated as cyclin-Q-like. Gene Ontology annotation, molecular function: cyclin-dependent protein serine/threonine kinase regulator activity. The coding region runs from base 92 to 787 and encodes 231 amino acids. The record is from RefSeq and is a predicted model, not a curated record. Gene Ontology annotation, cellular component: nucleus. NCBI's taxonomy places the organism in Eukaryota, Metazoa, Mollusca, Bivalvia, Ostreida, Ostreidae. The transcript is spliced from 6 exons. Gene Ontology annotation, biological process: regulation of transcription by RNA polymerase II.